Molecule: messenger RNA, 2915 nt
Organism: Tetranychus urticae (two-spotted spider mite)
Lineage: Eukaryota; Metazoa; Arthropoda; Arachnida; Trombidiformes; Tetranychidae
Biological process (GO): regulation of transcription by RNA polymerase II
Cellular component (GO): nucleus
Molecular function (GO): RNA polymerase II cis-regulatory region sequence-specific DNA binding; DNA-binding transcription factor activity, RNA polymerase II-specific
Source: RefSeq, a predicted model, not a curated record
CAGAAAAGGGGUUUGUAGUUCUAAUGCGUUGUUUGUUGUUGUUUAGCUGAGUUUAACUUCAACUUUUGGGCAAAACUUUUUUUACUUAACAUUCUUGUCACUCAAUGACACCUAUCGGUCUGUCACUCUGUUUCAUCAUCAUGGCUCACUAUUAGUCUUCAACCUUCUCGAUUACUCUUCAUCUCUCUCUCUCUCUCCUCUUUUUCCGUCUCUUCUUCAUUCUCCAACCAAAGACAGUAGUUGAACAGUUUUUACUCGAGUCUCAUGUUGCUCCUUACCGUCUUCCACUCAUCCUCCUCCUCCUCAUCCUUAUCAUCAUCCUCAUCCACAACAACAUCAACAACGUGUAGUCUCUUCAAGUCUCUCAACAUUUAUCUUUUAAAUGUGUUUAACUAAAACAUCUUCAUCCAUGGUGACUAUGCUAUCAAAAAAGAGCAGUUCAGCCGCAAGGCGAAUGCGAACAGCUUAUACAACAAAUCAACUUCUCGAACUGGAAAAAGAGUUUCUCUUUAAUAAAUAUCUAUGUCGACCGAGACGCAUCGAGAUAGCGUCGACUCUUGAACUAAGUGAACGACAGGUUAAAGUUUGGUUUCAAAAUAGACGGAUGAAGGCUAAACGUCAAAAUCCAUCGAAAGGCAGUGCUUCAUCGGCAUCAUCGUCAUCUUCCUCUUCCUCUUCUUCAUCCUCAUCAUCCUCGUCAUCAUCUUCAUCGUCAUCUUCAACAACCUCUGAAUUGUCACUGAAAACGGAACCCGAUUCAGAGGGAAAAGUUAAAUAUGACCAUUCAUGUGAUAACCCGUCUUCAGCUGUAUCCACACUUUCAUCCUCAUCGUCACCCUCAGCAACCUCAUUAACAGCAACCGCAACAACAACAACCUCACCUUUGGAUGUUAAAUGUUCCCUCAAUGACCUGGACAGUCACAAGGAACAGAAUCACUCUGAUUAUCCAUGUGAUUAUCCUUCUUCACAUUCAUCUUCAGCUUCCUCAACACCAAUCAUGUAUGGGCCAACAGGCAAGGCAACAACUCCAGUCACACCGAUAACCAACAACCUACUCAAUGGAUCUCACCGGUCAACCUCAACUGUACCCUCGACCCUAUCCAGUGGACUGUCAAGCUCAUCCACUGUCACCACUUGCACCACAUCGACAACCUCCUCAUCCCUGUCCAACUCUACCUACUCUACAACAACACCUUCCAAUACCAUUAAAUAUGAGAAUCGUGAAAAUGAUCUAGUGAAAGGUUAUUAUGAUUAUCCAUGUGAUUAUCCUUCCUCAUCAUCAGCCGUCUCCUCACUUUCAACCUCAUCUUCAUCUGGAUCGACCACUUCAUCAUCCGAUGUCAACUAUCCAACCGGUGAAAGUGAUCCAGUGAAAGGCUAUUAUGAUUACCAAUGUGAUUAUCCUUCCUCAUCUUCAGCUGUCUCAUCCCUUUCAACCGCAUCAACCUCACCCGCCUCAUCAGCAUCAAUACCAACAGCUACAGGACACAUUUACAAUGGUCCAACAACGGUACCAACGGUAACACCGACAACAGGGGCAACCAAUACCAUGCCAAAUGGAUCUCAUUUUGACGACUUUUAUCUUGAAACCUCAAAUGGUAGCUAUUUUGAAGUACAAAACACCAACAUAUCAAGUACUGAGAGCGAAACUCACAACAUUCCCGAAUCCAGUUUAUCAAUAGGUAACAUGUACAAUCAUCACCAUCACCAUAUUCAACAACAACAACAGCAACCAUUACAUCACAUAAAUCAUCUUCAACAACAGCAAAUACCAAAUCAUUUAAAUCAUAUUCAAUCACAGCAACCACAAACUCACCAGCAAUCAAACAUUUCACAUUUACAGCAUCAACAGUCCCAACAAUCCCAUCAUCAACACCAUCAACAAACCCAAAGACAACAGCAGCAACACUACCUUCCUCAACAACAACAACAACACCGUUCAUUUCCCAACCAAUCUCAACAUUUAUCAUCGUAUAACAAUGUUGACGUAAACUCAGGCGAUCUGGAAUCAACAUGUUACAAUGCAAAUAACACAAACAUUAACAACCUUUACGAUUCCAAUUAUUAUCCGGAAUAUUCAUCAUGUGGAUCAAUCAACAAUGAUUACAACAAUUUUAACAAUUCAACAAAUGAUUUCUUUUCAAAUGAAUAUUAUCAACUUUGUUGACCAAAAAAAAGCCGGAAUCUCGAAGCAACAAAAAACAAGACAAAAACUUGACUCGUGAUUGACCCAACGAUGAAACCAAAAAGUCACUUAGACAUGCAACCAACUAGGACAAAGACGAGGACAGCAACUGGGGUUACACUUACCAACACUUGUACAUAAUUCAAUUAAUCAAAAGUUUUCUUCUUUUGCUUUCCUUUGUAAAUGUAAUUGACUUGAAAAGUGAAAAUGAUAAGUUAAAUUGUAAACAAUUAACAGUGCAAAGUUUGUAAAGUAACAAAAAAUGCAAUGAUGAUAAUGAUGAUCAAUCUUUCCUUUUCAAGUUUCUUCAUUCAUUUGAUUGUCAAUAAUAGCAAUUAAUAAUAUUAUUUCGUGGUUCCUCAACUCUUCCUUUUGUUUCCUUCCUUCAUGAUGCAAACCAAAAAACAAACUCAUCAUCCUCAUCAUUAUCAUCAUCAUGAAAAAGUCAAUUUUUUUCUCUCUAUCUCUCUCUUCGUUUGCUGGAAUCAAAAGUGAAACAAAAAGGUUGAUAGAAACAGUACAAUCUCAACUAUUCUGAAUUCUUACCUUUCGAUUCUAAUGUUCAAAGUUCUGUUCAAAAAUCCUUUUUGCUUCUUCCUCUUUUUGUCAACCCUUUUCUUUCCCGCUCUUAUUGAACACUUUUUUUGCUGUAUAAAUUUUAUUGAAACAAAAAAUAUAAUUAUAAUCAAAAAAUUAUUGACACAAAUAUGAUUUAAUUAAAGUGAAAUAC